Molecule: messenger RNA, 984 nt
Organism: Botrytis porri
Lineage: Eukaryota; Fungi; Ascomycota; Leotiomycetes; Helotiales; Sclerotiniaceae
Exons: 1
Coding region: 1-984 (327 amino acids)
Source: RefSeq, a predicted model, not a curated record
AUGAACCCCUCCGAGAACCUGCACGUGGACGAGCUUAUCGCGAAACUUCAAAAGUAUGGCCUUGAACGCGGAGAAUCACUUCCACAUCUCAUCAUAUCCGGUGAUCUCUCUGAUAUAGGAUGUUCCGGACCAAAAGAUUGGAAGCUGCGUACUCCAUUCUCAACAGAAAUCGUUCUCCGACAAAGUGAAAUCAGCUCUCUCACAGUAAGAUUGAUCCCUGACUUUUCGCGGCCCGCUUCACAAAAAUCCGAUAUCAAGUCUUUCCAAAAGUCUCUCGCCCAUAUUGGCGAGCUUCCAAAUGCGGUGCAGUUGGCUAGUGCGAAAGUCUACAUGUUUCUCGAUGCCAAGAAUAUACCAGAUAAAACUCCAUGGAAAGAUGUUUUACGGAUUGAACUCGAAGGACCAUUACAACCAAACCUCACCUUACUAGAUAUCCCCAGUCUCCUUGCAAAUAUCUCCAAGGUAGAAACCGGCUAUGAAGAAGAUAACACCGCUUCCAUUGCCGAAACUUCUUUCACAGCUGGCUCCAACACACCCACCCACACAAUCAUGACUGAAGAUUACCUCUCUCGUCCUCGCUAUCUCUCCCACGACACAGUUCCCCACGCUGGAAAGACAUUCAUGAUUCGAGAUCGCAAUCAUGGUGGGGUAAUCACACUCAAAGAUGGAGUUCUCCAAAUCUCUCCCAAUGUCCCCCGAGCUGGAGGAUGUCAUUGGACAUGCAUAGAGCGCGACGGAUGGUUUGGCUUCCGCAACUGUGUUUCUGGACAAUUUUUUGGGCAUGAUAAUAAGGGGAAAUUUCACUGCAAGGUUGCGCACCAUCGGAAUCAUGAAUGGUUCUGUGCGAGAGCUCAUCCAGCAGGUGGACAUCUCUUGUUGAUGUUACAUGGGGAUAAGUUUCGACAAAUGAAAAUUGGGAAUGAUGAGACGGAGUUGGUGGAGACAGAUGGGGAAGGCACUGCGUGGGAUUUCAUAGAAGUUUAG